GAAUCGUCGACGAUCGCGGACGCGGACACAAGACUGUGAGCAGCUUGAGCAGAAGAGGAGAGCCCGCACACCUACGGCGCGCGAGUCAGAUUUGUCGAGAUCGGAUUUUCCUGGCAAGUGCUUCCAGCAACUUCGCAAGGAUCGCUCAUGUAGUGCCAGACGCAGCGAUCGCCCGUCGUCCAUGAGAAUUUGCCUUCUAGUUAAUCAUUCAUAACUGGGUAGACUGCUAGUACUGUCCCGCCCGCCCAAAACUGGACAUCGAUCAGACACACAAUCUAGUGUUGUAAGGGUUCGAAGUUUUAACGGUGCGGGUUCUAUAGCAGAGGAUCCCCGCUGCAGGCUACGGAUCCGUAGUGCGCACAGAGCGUUGCAGGCGAGGAAUGAGUGCAUCAGUCGAUUGAUAGUUAGGGGGUAUUGUACUGAUGGGUGGGCGAGUGUCGGCGAACGGUAUGUACCGUGGUUGUGAGGCUAUAUAAAGCGAGAGCUAGUGGAUCUGUGGGUGUGUGCAGAGGUUCCGGGCGCUCAUCCAUGUUUGGGUGGUUGUGGACGAGAGUGUAGGAGCAAAAGGGAGUGGAGUUGUGCAUAGCUCAGUUUAGCAUCGAGGUUGAAAUAUCACGUGCUGAAAGGGCUACUGGUUGUGUGGGUUGUUUGAAGGAUGUCUAGAUUGAGGGUUGUGUGAGUAGGAGAGAGCUGGUGUGUGACGAGGUCUGGGGUAGGUUCUGGAGGGGUUCGGCGAGCUUGAUUACUAAAUUGCUUGAAUGGUUGAUUGUCUGUUGGAGAGACAUCUGCGGUUCAAAGUUGAGGUGGCGUCUGGUCUUUGGGCAGUUGAGAGGUAGUGGAACUAGUGUCAUCCGUUCAGUUGUGUGCUGCCGCUGCACCAUAGCCUGUCGAGGAGUUUAAUUUUGUCUGUUUGUAAGAACUUAUAUUGAUCACAACUCGAACAGCCUUUAGACGUACUGGGGUUGUUCAGAUUAUUUUUCGAAGGAUAAAGAGAAAUAUCACUACACCAACAGAAGAUGGGCGCCCGGGAGGAGCAGGCAAGUGCAGUAGAGAAGGCGACAGUACAAGAGCUGAAGAAGAAUAAUUCCAUGCCGUCGGAGAAAGAGGUGACCUUGAAGGACCUUGCCCGCAUCAUGGCUGGCUUUGCCGCUGAUCGUGAAUGGGACUCGUUUCACAGCCCUCGUAAUCUUCUUCUGGCUCUCGUGGGCGAGGUGGGAGAGCUUUCUGAAAUCUUCCAGUGGAAAGGAGAGGUACCCCGGGGUCUGUCGGACUGGGACGACGAUUCCAAGGAGCAUUUGGGCGAAGAACUCUCUGACGUGUUACUCUACCUCGUUCGUCUAGCAGAUGUGUGCAAUGUAGACCUCGGUGAGUCGGCUCUCCGGAAGCUCGAGAAGAAUGCACAGAAGUAUCCAGUGGACCUCUGCAAAGGGAACGAUAAGAAGUACCGCGAGCUUGCCAAGAAAGGUCGUGAAAAUGGCGUCCGCCGCAACAUGAACAACACCGAAAAUCUGGUCUAUGCUGACAGGCGUUAACAAUUUUCCCCCUCUUCUUUUUUGCUUCAAACAAUCUCGGCUCCUCUCACAUUGAUCACAUUUUGUACCCUUAUUGAAGAAUCCGCUAACAUUAGUAGAGUUCAGUGAAGGAAGUGCACUGCCCACAGCCAACGGAGAUGCUCGUGAAAUUUCUGCAAUUUGCUUCUUAGCCAAAUGAAUUCUCACUGUCGAAAUCUUCACCUCGGCAGUAUCAUUCAAGUCACAGAAGCAGCAUCACCCCCUCGUACUGCAGGAGCUGGUCUGAAGAAUGUGUGGUAGACUCGGUAAAUCCGCAAUCACCAUUCAUCAACCAACCUAAGUAUUAGGAGACGACCAAACAAUUUUUGUUUUUGUACUUGAGCUCCGGCAUCCAAUUAAUCUUUCCAUCACCUUCGCCACCAGGGCGAUAGACUAGUAAACAAAUAAAAAAUUUUGCUGUUCAGCACGGCCUUGUAUUCGAGUUGCAGGAAACGGUUUAGUUUCAACAUCCUGGUGUCGUGAUUAUUUAGAGUGCGGGUCGUUCGGACUUGAUGGCAGUUACAGCGUGCUAGCAUCGUACAGUAGACCAGGUAGAGUAUAAAACUAUGUGGAACUUACAGAUAAUAAUUUGUCUUCUUUUGUAAAUCACAGAACCCAAA
Molecule: messenger RNA, 2170 nt
Organism: Physcomitrium patens
Lineage: Eukaryota; Viridiplantae; Streptophyta; Bryopsida; Funariales; Funariaceae
Source: RefSeq, a predicted model, not a curated record